UCAAAUUUUCUCUUCCUUCUUCCCGCUUUAGUCUUGACGUACGAUUUAUAAGCCGGAAUCCCAAAAAGUCUUCAACAACAAAAGAAAAGAAAUCCCUCGACAUAAACCUAAGACAAAGCAAACCCUUCUCACUACGCAAAGCCCGCUUCAAUUUACACUCAGAAUGUCUAUAUUAACAGUGAAACAAAUUCCCUUUCUUCUAUUUCUUUUGAGUUUUGAAGCAAAUGCAGAGCAAAUGAUCAUCAAUUGUUGCUGAGUUCGAUAUCGAUCCACCAUAAAUUUCCGUAACCAAAAAUGAAUCCCAAUGGAGUGCUACUGGAGCAUACACUGAAGGAGAUACUGGCUGUGCUUCAACCCGAAAGUAAUGAUUGGGUGGCGCGGUUUCAAGUCAUUGAGGAGUUACGGAGAGUUGUGGAUUCUCUGGAAAGUAUGAGAGGUGCAACUGUGGAGCCAUUUGGAUCAUUUGUGUCUAAUCUCUUUACGCGCUCGGGAGACUUGGAUAUUUCUAUUGAAUUAGCCAAUGGUUCAUUUAUUUCAUCUUCUGGUAAAAAGCAUAAGCAGAAAUUGCUUAGAGCUUUGAUGGAAGCCAUGAGACAGAGAGGUGGGUGGAAUAAGUAUCAAUGCAUCCCAAAUGCAAGAGUUCCUAUAUUGAAAGUUCAAAGCAAUAUCCAGAACAUCUCUUGUGAUAUUUCAGUUGACAAUCUGCAAGCCCAAAUGAAGUCCAAAAUGUUGCUUUGGAUCACUGAAAUAGAUACACGCUUCCGCGAUAUGGUGUUAUUGGUAAAGGAAUGGGCCAAAGCACACAAUAUCAAUAAUUCGAAAACUGGGACUUUCAAUUCGUACUCUCUCAGUUUGCUUGUGGUCUUCCAUUUUCAGACAUGUGUACCUGCAAUUUUUCCACCUCUUAAAGAUAUAUAUCCAGGAAAUAUUGCUGAUGAUCUUCAAGGUUUGAGAGCGAACGCAGAGAGACAAAUUUCUGAAACAUGUGCUGCAAACAUAGCUAGGUUCAGAUCACAGAGAGGGAGAGCAGUUAACCACAGUUCUUUGUCCGAUCUUUUCAUUUCGUUCCUUUCAAAGUUUUCCAACAUAAACUCGAGGGCCUCAGAGUUAGGAAUUUGUCCGUUCACAGGACAGUGGGAAUAUAUAAGCAGCAAUACAAGAUGGUUGCCUCAAACUCAUGCAAUAUUUGUAACUCCCCCUCAAGUUUUUCUCUACCUCCUGAUUGAAGAUCCUUUUGGGCAGCCAGAAAAUAGUGCAAGGGCCGUCAAUGCGAGCCAAUUGACGAAGAUAUCAGAAGCAUUUCAAUCGACCUAUCGCAGGCUCGUCUCACGUAAUCAGAACCAGAAUGACUUUCUUGCUCCUUUAGUACGACAGCAAACAUCUCAAUUGAUUCCAAGGAACCAAAGAUACAAUCCCCAUAGUGUCUAUCAGCCAACUCGUCCACAGUGGUUGACAGCCGAUUUCUCGCAUCCACCACAGUACGCGCGGCAUGGCAGUGGCCGCCACCAACAAACGCGUCCACAGGUGGCAUAUUUGACCACAAGAGUGCCUAACGCUCGGGCAUAUCAAGUUCAAAACCAGCAGCAGCAAUUGUGGAGGCCAAGAUCGCGGAGAUGAAAUGUGUUGCGAGCUGUCGCAGUUAGAACGUUUCUCACGGUUUCAGGUGUCUGUUUUGAUUGAAGAGAAGAGAACUUUAAAGUACAUGCCAGCUUGAUUGAAGAAUUAGAACCUUGUCUUUGGUCACUCGUUUAAGGAAUUUAAGACUUCGUGCCCAAAGAGGUUAAUCAAUUUAACCACGCAUGUAUUGGAGAUGCGUUUUGUGAAAAUUUGUUCAACUCCUGAAACCAUUUUGAUUGCUAGAAUGAAGAUUGAAGCAUUUUGCUUGCCAGCAUAAUACAAAAUUACAAAUCA
Morus notabilis is the source of this 1911-nucleotide messenger RNA. RefSeq names its product protein HESO1. NCBI's taxonomy places the organism in Eukaryota, Viridiplantae, Streptophyta, Magnoliopsida, Rosales, Moraceae. The record is from RefSeq and is a predicted model, not a curated record. Gene Ontology annotation, molecular function: RNA uridylyltransferase activity. The coding region runs from base 295 to 1617 and encodes 440 amino acids. The transcript has 9 exons.